Molecule: messenger RNA, 296 nt
Organism: Acaulospora morrowiae
Lineage: Eukaryota; Fungi; Glomeromycota; Glomeromycetes; Diversisporales; Acaulosporaceae
Source: the annotation of a GenBank genome assembly
AUGAGCGGUACAGAUAAUAAACAUGAAUCGAUACCUAUCGAGAAACCCUUUAUCCCCAAGUAUCUGCAAAAUAGUUCUUUGGAUAUUUAUAACAGAACGGCAGAAAAACCUAUAUUAUUGCCUAGCAGAUGGAAUUUUGCGGAUCGUGGGGAAGGUGUAAGUGUGGAGAGAAAUCAAUUAGGGAUAGGAUAUAUAGGAACUGGAAUGCUCGCAGCUAUAAGAUCAGACCACCCAAUCAUUCGAGAAACCGGAAUUUUUUACUACGAAGUUGACAUCAUAGAUAGUGGUCCUAGGAG